AGUAUAAAGUGAUGAAUUCUUUCAGCUCUGUUUCUCUUCUUCUAUUCCAGGGACAUAUUUGCUGCCCCAUGUGAAUGAUACGUGAGAAUUUCACACUUUUCUGGAAUCUAUAAAACAUGAAUAGGCAAAUCAACCACAUAUAUAGACAAACAUAUCAAGAGCUAUUUACAGUCACUAAUGAUGAAAUACUUACUUGAAAGAGUUGUGGGAAAAACUUAAACUGAUAACGUUAGGUGGGAAGAACUAUUCUUGAAGGUUACCUAACUUUCUCGGAUAGACAGUCAUGGCCUUGGACAGCAUAAUUAAAGCCAACGUAGGUUUAAUUUACUCGAUGGGUUCAAUAAUUAUUAAGUUAGAGAAAGCUCGGCUAAGAGGUGGGAGAACACUAGGAACUGAGUGCACAGAAAGAACGCAGACUUUGGAGGAGAGGGCUAAGUGGUGAUGCAAAGAGAAAAAGAAAGAAAGAAGAGGACGUGAAAAGAGAGUUGUCUUGGAGGCAGAGCUAGUAAAUGAGUCAUUGGAGUGAAUCUGCUAUCAGGUCUAUUCUAACAGUGCUACAAGUGAAUGGAUGCCUUAAAGGUUAGGCAUAAAAUGAUUUCUCAUUUUGCUGCGAUAUACCCCCUGGUAGACAUUAACGCUUUGGUUAUGGACUUGAGUGUAAAAGCUCCUGAGGUAACAGGCUGCUUGUCUGCCAUAAAUAUUUCUGGCUAUAUGUAUGUAUAUUGUUAUUUGAAUGAGGCUGCUUUUAUGGAGAUGAGUAUAUUUUGUGCAAAUAGUUAAAGUUGAUGUGAUGCUGUGUGUCAUUUCUAUAGCCAGGUAGUCAUUCUGUCUACACAAAGCCAACUCCCCUGGUACCUCACAUCACAGCUGGGACUCUGUUCAGCUCCGAUCCUCCUGACCCAUUUCAGUGCACAGAUACACACACACACGCUCGACCACACACACAUAUAUACACCAACUGACAGUUGCGAACAGACCCAUGCAUUCAUACAAAGCAAAGCAGCCACACGCAAAACACUUACAUAUGUGCCAAGCUUCAUUUCUGCUCUACUGAGUCUGUUCGUGUCACAACUUUGCAGAUGUUUAAGCCAUGGGGACAUGAACACUAAAUUUGCAGAAAUUCUCUUCCCGGUUGUUUGGUUGGAACAGCGGGUUUUGAAAUGAUAAUGAAUCUGUGGGCCGGGAUUUCCCACAUGGCAUCAUGUCUAGAGUGGAAACAGAAGAAAUAGAAUAAGGCAGCACUGGAAAGCAGCAGCAAAAGAUUUUUUUUAUUAUUACCAAAUGUAAAAGUCAAAUUCUGGCUGAACUAGGUAGAUGAAGCAGUCGGCGUUUCUAAGAAUAAUAAAAUGUUAAAAAAGUGCGAAUCUGAGGUUAAUGUUACUGCUGCAGAGUGCAGAUGGCUCCCCAUACAGUUAAUUUAGAGUUCAAAGUCUUGCUCUAUCAGCCAAUAGCUGAUGAGCACAAGUAAUAUAAAAAUAAACUAAAUAUACAUCCAAAAGAAAUCAUGGAUAAAAUGCUGACUCACAUUGCAUAAAACACAAAACACAGAUAUGAGUUAUAUUGCAUUCCAACACAGGCGAUUUCAGAUGUUGAUUGUAGAUGUAAUAAACAGCUAUAAUAACUUCAUUACACACAUUUAUGUCACACAGAGGUUAAAGCGGUUAAAAGAAGAAUCACGCACAAAGUGGGAGAGGCAGUGUAUAGGUCAGAUUCCAAAACAUUAUAAAUACACAGCUAAAACUGACCAUCCAAUCUCAGUGUGUGAUCAUAAGUGUGGAAAAAGAAAUAUCAGAGAACAUGAAGACAGAAGGUGCGAUGCUGCAUCCACUGGCAUCGGGAGAUGGCCCUGAGCCUGAGCUGAUGUGUAUCUUUGGGACUGGGGACUUAGGACGCUCUCUGGGCCUGUGUCUGCUCCAGUCCGGCUACAGGGUGGUGUAUGGCAGCCGCAGACCUCACAGCUGUGGCCCCUUGCCUGAGGGAGCUCAGGUGAUGACCCAUGAAGAAUCAGCCCGGUCUGCCAAGAUGAUCUUCGUUUGUGUUCACAGAGAACACUAUGAAUUUCUGGAGAAGAUGGCACCUCAACUUGAAAGAAAGGUGCUGGUGGACCUCAGUAACAACUUGAAGAAAGACAUGUACAUGGAAGCAAAUGCCGUCUACUUGCAGAGGCUGGUCCCUAAAGCAGCCGUUGUUAAAGGCCUUAACACCCUGUCCACCUGGGCCCUGCAGAAUGGACUUCUAGCAGGAAGACAGGUGUACCUGUGUGGGAACAAUGGAGAAGCAAAACGGGAUGUGGCAGAGAUGGCCACCAAACUAGGCCUCACUGUUGUGGACAAAGGGUCCCUGUCAGCUGCUAAAGAGGUGGAGGACUUUCCUCUGCAGCUGUUCCCAGAGUGGAGGAUGCCUUUGUACGUGGCUUUCGGCCUCUCUGCCUUCUUUUUCUUGUAUUUGGUCAUUAGAGAUAUCAUCUAUGCAUAUGUGGAAAAUGAUGAAGAUAUCUCCUACCGCAUAAUGAUAUCCCUGGCCAACAAGAUCACUCCAGUUGUGUCCCUCAUUAUGCUGUCGCUCUGCUACCUCCCUGGAGCUAUAGCUGGGUUCCUUCAGCUCUACAGAGGGACCAAGUACAGGCGUUUCCCCAAUUGGCUAGAUCGCUGGAUGCUGUGCAGGAAACAGUUGGGUCUUCUUGCACUAGGCUUUGCAUUGCUCCAUGCUAUCUACACAUUAAUCAUUCCUGCCCGCUACUCUGACAGACAAAGAGUCAUCUCCAAUGUGUUGAAUGAGGUGAAGAAAAAUACUACCACUCCACUUUACUUUGACAAUACCAGCGCAUGGCGCACUGACUCAUUAUAUGCACUGGGAAUCCUGGGCUUCUUUCUUUUUGUCCUGCUGGGGCUAACAUCCUUGCCAUCUGUUGGAGGCACUCUCAGCUGGAGAGAGUUCAGCUUUGUUCAGUCGACGCUGGGCUACCUGACUCUUUUUCUCUCCACUGCACAUUGCUACAUUUAUGCCUGGGAUAAAUUCCUUCGCAAAUCUACGUAUAAAUGGUACACUCCUCCGGACUCCAUGCUCUGUCUAAUUGUUCCUUCGGUAACACUGGUGCUCAAGCUGGUCCUCGUCCUCCCCUGCGUGAACCGUCCGCUCAUGCGCAUUCGCCAAGGCUGGGAACGCAACCGGUUAAAGGAUGAGAUGGGUGAACUCAAAGCCACUAACAUGUGAUCCAGGGUUGCUGAAUGUUUCAAUGACAUGUUAUUUUAUUUUUCAUUUGUAGACAAUCAUAAAGUAGGGAAAAUGAAAUAGCAUAACAAUCGUUUCGAUUUUGCACAAAGUAAAGAAAAAGAAAGACCAGUGGUUCCAGUGGUGAGUUAUUGUCUAAUCCUGCCUGUUCCUGACUUUGCAAUACUCAGAGAAAAGUUAGGUUUAUGCCAAAUUGACAUGCUUCUGUUGAUAUAAAUAUUUUUAAUGUGUAUUUUCUUUUUGAGUGAAACCCCCCCCACACAUUUCAGAUGUUUGUGUUGUAUCUUUUUCACCAAAUGUGCUGAAAAAUAGAUUGCUAUCCCCUGUUGAAAUCCACUGUUUUGAUAAACAUAGGCAAUAGUUUCUGUAUUCCACUCUCCUUUCCCUUCAAGUGGAGCAAUUGUAUCCCUGAGGUUGCUCUCUUUUCAGGAUGUUAUUGAUCUCCCUGCUUUCUGACACAAAUAUCUCACUACCCGUACCUGCCUCCGUCUCAAGAGCACACCAGAGUGCACACUAAGACACACAUGCUUAUGAUGCACAUACACAGCAUGAAGGUGAGUAAGUUAAUUGGAUUUCUGCAUGCAGAUUAUAUGAAAAAAAAAAAAAAAAACACGAAGCACUUAACUUGGGGGCGGAACAACAGAUUUUGUAGUCAAAAGCAGAUUCACAAACACCUUUACUACCAUAGGUCUAGUGCAGUGUUACAGUCACCAGCAAAUUUACCCGGCUGAAGCAGGUAGGUAGUAAUAAAACAUGCAGGCUGGCCUCAAAAUACCCACUACUACCGAGGAAUUGCUGAGAAAGCAGAUCCAGUUAGAUUUGAACAGAUGAUGAGCAAAAAUGGGAAACUCAAUAGUGAUGGCUGAUGAACAGGUGCAGGAUGGUUAGAAGAGGUUGGUAUGCACAUCCCUAAUGAUACAGAGACAGAAAAAGGAAAGAAGAAGAUGGAGUAGCUGUCGCCAUGACAGAUUCUGGUGCUAUAUAAAGAAAACGCAGUGCCUCUCGCCUAAAGCAGAACAUUUAGGCAGAGACAUCCUGUUAUCUAGCAUCUAACAGCAUUAUCUGCAUACACAAUCUGUAAUCCCUUACAUCCUCUCCUAUUGUAUUAGCCUCCUGUUACCAGUGAACCGAUUUUACCAAACUGCCUGCUGUUCGUGUGCAUUGGUGUGUGCGUGUGUUGGUGUGUGAGUUAUUCCAUUAUUCCAGUAUUGCCUCUGGAAAGAAUUAAGAUGUAGCAACAUGCAGAGCAGAAUAGCUGUGAAACAAGCUAACUUACAUAAUUCAUUUCCUCUCAUCUUUAAUUUUACACACCUAGACAGCCCUGAAACCUAUAAUAACUUUAUUUGUGUCUAGCCUUGAAGGCUUAAACCUGUGUGAGUGUAAAUAGGCUGCAGAAAUUGUGGGUUAAUACAGAGAUCACUGACAUUCAAGCUCCACCUGUGAAAUGUACAACUAGAUAUUAAAUGAAAGGUGUAUAACAAAAUAGCAUGGGAACUUCAGAAAUGUAAAUUAUGUAUCCCAGAAUUGUGACAGAAUAAAAUGCAUUUAAUU
This is a messenger RNA of Haplochromis burtoni (Burton's mouthbrooder), 4782 nucleotides long. RefSeq names its product metalloreductase STEAP4. The transcript is spliced from 9 exons. Gene Ontology annotation, biological process: copper ion import. Gene Ontology annotation, cellular component: plasma membrane; endosome. The coding region runs from base 1798 to 3213 and encodes 471 amino acids. The record is from RefSeq and is a predicted model, not a curated record. Gene Ontology annotation, molecular function: cupric reductase (NADH) activity; ferric-chelate reductase (NADPH) activity. Lineage: Eukaryota; Metazoa; Chordata; Actinopteri; Cichliformes; Cichlidae.